CUGCGCUCUCUCCACUUUGUUUCCUUCCCUCUGUCACUUUGGCUCUUCCGCCGUGGACUGGGCCUCUCCUCCGCCGCCCGCCGGCCGUCCUCUUGUCGGAUUCUCCUUCUACCACCAUUGUAUAUAUUCCUUCCUCCUUCUCUUCCUCGUCCGACUGCAAAAGAAACCGCGAGAACUGUAAAAAGGAGACAUGGAGGAGAGGCGCACCGAAUUGACGCAACUCCUCCACCAUUCCUCAGCCUCCUCCUCCGCCGUUACAUCGUCAUCUCUGCCUCCCAGUCCAUUGGAUCCACCCAAUUUCACUCAGCAGUUUCGCCACUUUGCUCCCUGCUUCAGCCUAGAAGCCGUCGACUCGUCCAAAAGGCCAGGCAUUCCGCCGAUCCUUCCUUCUCCGACCUCCUCCUCAACGGUGGCGCUCCCAUUUCACUCACGGUCUCUUUCCCAACCCCUUGGCUUUGAUUCAUUGCCCCACCUGGCUACCCGUACUCCUCCGCCUCGGUCCUUGAUAGUGGACUCCAUGCUAAUCGACGACAGGACGCCUGCUUCUCGUACCCCGGCACCGCGUGAUGGCCUGCCGCCUCGCAGCGCGCACCGCCGCUCCCACAGUGAUGUAGCCUUCGGCCUCCCCUUACCUUCGCACCCGGCGCUCCGGCCUAUGCCCUCCCCGAAGCUAGUAGACAACGGCAUCGCGGAGGUAGUCCGCGUAGGCGACCGCUGCAAAUCCGAAAUAGCAGCUGUGGACGAUUUGAUCAUUGCUUACAUGGACAGCUUGGACACGUUGAACUCUUCCGGAACGGAGGAGAAGCACGAGGAUCUGGUGGAGUGCAGCAGGAUGAGCGGAACGAGGACGAGCGGGGCUGACAGCAGCGAGAAUGAGGCGGAGAGCAGCGUCAACGAGAACUGCGGUGAUGGAGGUUGCAGCAGGGAGAGGAAGGAAGGGAACUUGAGAAGCGCCGCAGGGGAUCUGACGCCAAUUAGUUUCCGGCAUCGAAGGAGUUUCUCCAUGCUACAGUUUGGGGAUGAGUCGCCCAAGUUUCCCACCUCGUCUGGAAAUCAUAUGGGGCAACUAUCACGUGGUGAUUCGAUGGACAAGACAAUGAACACGUUCAAUUUGGAGUUGGGUAAUGGCGAGUUUAACAGCAUUGAGAUGAAGAAGAUUAUGGCAGAUGAGAAACUUGCAGAGAUUGCUUUAGCAGAUCCUAAAAAAGUGAAGAGAAUUUUGGCCAAUCGCCUUUCAGCUGCUCGCUCGAAGGAGCGGAAAAUGCAUUAUAUUUCAGAAUUGGAGCAUAAGGUGCACAUCUUGCAAAACGAUGCCACUAAGUUAUCAGCACAAUUGAUCAUUCUACAGAGGGACUUGGCUGGACUUGCAAGUCAAAACAAUGAGUUGAAAUUACGUCUUCAAGCCAUGGAGCAACAAGCACAUCUGAAAAAUGUCCUGAACGAGGCACUGAGUGCUGAAGUCCAGCGUCUAAAACUUGCCACCGGAGAGAUCAGUGAAACUCCGCCCCCAAAAAACAUGAACCAACAAAUGCAAUUGAGUCCUCAAAUGUUUCAGUUGCAGUCGCUGCUGCAGCAGCAGGAGCAAAAGCAGCAAACUCCUCAGGUUUCUCCAUAUCAAUUGCCAGUGCCACAACAAAAUCAAACCAACUUGGCAGCCAAGCUAGAAUCCAGCAAAUGCUAGCCAUCAAUCAAGGCUUUGACGGCUCGACCGUGGAAAAGGCGCUGGUUUCGUCUACUUGGGGGGUUCCAAUAAGGCAAUAACUAUGAUAUUGAAGCGAAAUAACACAUGAUCACACUCAAGUAUAGAUCAAUAAACUUUACAACAGUUUGACAAUGAUUUUUCUCUAUUCUUUUGGAUUGUUUCUAUAAAAAUUUGCUUGGCACAUGCUAUUGUUUUCCCUAGCAAAGCAAAGUGUCCUGUAUAUCAUUGGCAUUGCUUGAAUUUUAUAUGUAUAA
This is a messenger RNA of Zingiber officinale, 1956 nucleotides long. Its product is annotated as bZIP transcription factor 29-like. NCBI's taxonomy places the organism in Eukaryota, Viridiplantae, Streptophyta, Magnoliopsida, Zingiberales, Zingiberaceae. Gene Ontology annotation, biological process: regulation of DNA-templated transcription. Bases 191 to 1681 code for a protein of 496 amino acids. The transcript has 4 exons. Gene Ontology annotation, molecular function: DNA-binding transcription factor activity. The record is from RefSeq and is a predicted model, not a curated record. Gene Ontology annotation, cellular component: nucleus.